Messenger RNA from Oncorhynchus keta (chum salmon), 3697 nucleotides. RefSeq names its product spire-type actin nucleation factor 2 (gene spire2). Bases 412 to 2679 code for a protein of 755 amino acids. The record is from RefSeq and is a predicted model, not a curated record. Gene Ontology annotation, cellular component: cell cortex; cytoplasmic vesicle membrane. The transcript is spliced from 15 exons. Gene Ontology annotation, biological process: establishment of meiotic spindle localization; actin filament polymerization; cleavage furrow formation. NCBI's taxonomy places the organism in Eukaryota, Metazoa, Chordata, Actinopteri, Salmoniformes, Salmonidae. Gene Ontology annotation, molecular function: actin binding.
GACGGGCGGAGCACAGGGGAUGCGGGGAUGCACUGCAGCGGAGCGGAUCUUCUGUGUGACCGGACUGUCAAAACUGAGCGUGUGGUCUAUUCUCUCAAUUACAAUCAUCUUCAAGGGUUUAUCUAUCUCUUCGUCAUUGUUUUCCAGUACUCGUCUGGUUGGUGGUCAAACAUUUUCAACAAUAUUUUCUCCUUGCAGGUUGAUUGCGCCACUAGCGUAUGGUUUCCUCCUCCUGCCUCCUCUCCUUUCCUUGGCGCUGAUUGACAUUCCUCCAGAUCAAAGAUCGCUUUAAUUUGCUGUUAUAGUAACUCGCAGCUGUGGCAGUUGAGUUGGCGUGCUGUGGGGAAGGAAGGAACCCGGCGUGAAAAGAUAAUGGCCACAGAGCAAUGGGAUCGGUAGUUUACAGCAGCCAUGGCCAGGUCAACAAACAGAAGCGGCAAGGAUGGCGAUUCAAGGGUGUCCGCUCCCACGGACAGGGCAGAGGCUCGGGACCUGAGCGACCCCAGGGAACUGUCUCUUGAAGAAGUGUUGAAAUCCUACGAGCAGCCCAUUAACGAGGAGCAGGCUUGGGCUGUGUGUUAUCAAUGCUGCAGCGGGCUGAGGGUGCCGCGCCCGGCCACUGUGACAGGUGGAGUUUCCCGUGUGAAGGACCCGUCCUCUAUACUCUUACUCAGAGAUGGGAUGGUUUCCCUACAACAACAGCCCUGCAACAACCAUGACACAGACGGACCUCCCCUCCCACCUAUCGCGGAGCGCCAGCUGGUCCAGUCUCUGGGCGUGGCAAUCUACCAGGCCCUGGACUGGGGUCUGGAUGACAGUGAGGAGCGGGAGUUGAGUCCUCAGCUGGAGCGGCUCAUUGAGCGCAUGGCAGGGGGAGAUCACAGCCUGGGGGCUGACUGUGGUGGUGGCAACGGAACUACAGAUGAGGGCUACAGUGGUCAGGAGGAGGAGGAAGAGGAAGGAGAAGAGGGGCCUAUGAGGCCAGUGCGUACAUUACGCCAGGUGAUGACACUUUGCGCUUCCAGACUGGCCAACCCUGCACUUGCCCCUGAGCACUACCAGGCCGUGUGCCGAGCCUUGUUUGUUGAGACUCUGGAGCUACAAACUUUCCUGACCAAAAUCCGAGAUACCAAGAAGAUGUUGAAGAAAAUCAAAACAGAGGAUCCUCAGGAAGAUAGAGCUGAGAUUGAUGCACUUAAACACACAGACUGGACUCGUCUCUGGGUCCAGUUGAUGAAGGAGCUGAGACAGGGGGUGAAGCUGAAGAAGGUGCAGGACCAGGAGUUUGACCCACUGCCCACUGAGUUCAGCCUCACACCCUUUGAGAUGCUCAUGCAGGACAUCCGCACCCGCAAGUUCCAGCUGCGGAAAGUCAUGGUGGAUGGUGACAUCCCUACACGGGUGAAGAGAAAUGCUCAUGAGCUUAUUUUGGACUUCAUCAGGUCUCGCCCUCCACUCAAACCAGCGUCAGAGCGAAACCUGCCCCCUCCUCCUCAGGAGAAGCAGUCCCUCCAUGAACGUGUCCUGGCUGAAAUCAAACAAGAGCGCAAACUGAAACCUGUGGACCCACCCAGCUCCAAAAGAUCGUUUGGCUCCCUGCCUUGUCUGGCACACACUUGCCCGUGUGAUUUCAAAUCUUCUUCCUGCAUUGACCUGUCAGGCUCAGAGCUAGGGUCCCGCCCCCCUUCUCGUCUUCGUGUUCUGCUCAAAGCCCCUACUCUUCAAGAGAUGGAGGAGAUGAACAUGUUGGAGGAUGAGGAGUCUCCAGACAGUGGGGAGCUCUGCCAUGCUGAGAGUUUUCCCACAUCUAUGAAACGGGACCGCUCCUUCUCAGAACACGACCUGGCUGAGCUCAGGGGGGAGACGCUCCCCUCACUGUCCGACUGCACCCAUCUGGAAGGGGCCGUGAUGCGGAGGGGUGAGAGACCAUGGUUACACGUGCUCUCAGGGGCUCGGCCACCUUCCACGCACAGAGCCUCUCUUCCUGUGCCAGGCUGGGUGCCACCCUCCCCUGCCCGUCUCUCUCUCAGCUCAGUGAAUGAGACCACAGAGGGAGCUGAGACCGGCUCCAGUUCUCGGAAUGGCAAUAAGCACCAGUGGAUGGAGGAAUUCAGUCACCCAGUGGAGAGUCUUGCCUUAACAGUGGAUGAGGUCAUCAAUGUGCGUCGUGUGCUGGUGAAAGCAGAGAUGGAGAAGUACUUGCAGAACAAGGAGCUGUAUUACAAUCUGAGGAGAGGCAAGGUGUGCUGUUGCUGCAGAAUUAAGUUCCCCCUCUUUUCCUGGCCAUCCACCUGCCUGCUCUGUAAAAGGUCUGUCUGUGGAUUCUGCAGUGCAAAGAUGAAGAUUCCUUCCAAGAAGAUGGCCCACAUCCCAGUCUACACUGUGGGCUUUCACAGCAGCCCAAAGAGCCAUGGUCGCAAGAGUGAGGUCUACAAAUCUCUGUGUACUCUCUCCCGCCGGUCUGUGGAGGAGGAGUUCCCCCACCUGUACACCAGUGGCUGCAGCCUGCGGGAUGUUUGUGCGGACUGCACCAAGUUUGUGGCUGAUGUCAUCUCGUCCAGCCGCCGGAGCCUGGACAUCCUCAACAACACUCCCAAGAGGGAGAGUGCUACACCCAAACCACAACCCCAGCCUCACGCAUCACCACAGCCACCCACCUUGAAGAGAAAAGACAAGUGAAUAGAUUGACUGUUGGUUUACCCCACUUCCUUAGCAGGGUUGCCCCUGUGCUGCACUACUAACCCACUCAAAACACCCCACCAUUCCCCCAGCCUGCAAGUACCCCCUCCCCCUGCUGAAGUGCUUGUUAAGGGUUGUUUCUCUGCCUCCUCUGUAGAGAGGUUCAUAAGACAUGGCCUAGGGACAACAUAUAAGUCUGCCUUAUCACACAUAUAUUGACUUCACUCCCUGGUCUAAUGCACAAGCAGAGAGGAAAGGCAAAAUACGAGGGAGGAGCAAAGAGGUGAGAGGGUAAUUGAUGAGGAUGAUCAGAAAGAGGAGAUCUAUUUACUGUAGGAGCCAAGAGUUUAAUGUAAAUAGGGGAAAUGUAGGGAAAAUAUUUAGCUCCCUAGUUGCCUUGUUUUAGUUAUGAAUGUAAUAUACUAUUUUAACACCAAAAUAAUACAUCUUACAUUGACACACCUUCUCAGAACACUGUAUUUUUUCUGGAAUGUUAAAAUGACACUAUGGCAGGCUGAAUAGAAGAUAUAUUUAUUUCACUAUAAGUCUUUUUUUAGUUUAGAAUGUGCUUGGAUUAUCUGUGGUCCAACUCGAUGAUGCAUGGUGGCACCGUCUGUCCGACUGUCUGAAUGUAAUCGGGUCCUAGAGGGGUGAAAAUGGUCCUGGAAGGGACCUGUCCCAUUGGUACCAAACUGGACUGGACUCCCAGCCUCCUAUCUCUGCUGCUUUAGAAUGACAUUAAGCCCCCUCUCUCACCCUCGAUGGUCCUGUGCGAUCUACUCAAAUUUUCGAAACACCCAGUAAACCUCAACUGCAAUAAAUCUCAUGUAAAAAGGAAGUCCUAUGUCUACAGUGUGGAUCUGUCCAUCUGCUCCCUUAGAAGGCUAGGGAAGCCUAAGACUGUAGGUAUAUUUCUAUAAAACUGUUGUAGUCUAGUCUGUUUGUUGACCUUGAGCUACAAUGAGAAGAUCUAAAGCUUUGUUAGAUAGUUGAAAAUGUCAAUGAAUUGUUCACUAAU